Messenger RNA from Eupeodes corollae, 3598 nucleotides. It is a transcript of the gene Lnk, whose product is annotated as SH2B adapter protein 2. Bases 303 to 2714 code for a protein of 803 amino acids. Gene Ontology annotation, biological process: intracellular signal transduction. Gene Ontology annotation, cellular component: plasma membrane. The transcript is spliced from 6 exons. Gene Ontology annotation, molecular function: transmembrane receptor protein tyrosine kinase adaptor activity. NCBI's taxonomy places the organism in Eukaryota, Metazoa, Arthropoda, Insecta, Diptera, Syrphidae. The record is from RefSeq and is a predicted model, not a curated record.
CAGCAUCCUAAAAAGAAAAAAAAUACAAUAAACUUAUGUGUAAUUUUAAUUUCGUAUGGUUAAAAAAAAGUGCAAAAACAAUCCUUGAGCAUUUAGUAUUUAAUUUGAAAUAUUAAAAUAAGCAUUUCUGCUUGAAAAAAUAAACAAAAAAAGAAAAACGUUAAGAAAUCGCGAAUAUUCUGCAAAUAAAUAAAACCAAAACAGAUAAAUAGAGCCAAAAGAUAAGAAGAAGAAAACAGCAGUAAUUACAAAAUAUAUUUUUGUAUUAAGUAUUAUUUAGUUGUGAUUUCUGAUAAAUUGUUAUGGCUGUUGCAUCGCCAAACGAUGGAGAAUCAAUAUACUAUAACAAUCAACAGCCACAACAACAACAACAUAACCAUCAAAUUCAGCAACAAGACUACUCAGCAAUGGGCGAGCCCACAAUUUCAAAUAUAAACUUAGUACGAAGCAAUAUAAAUACAAGUGAAGAAUCAGGCGCCUCAGUAGGUGGUUUUAGCAACAGUAAUACAACAGAGUGCAGAGGAGGCACUACUUCGAGAGCAGCAACGUCUAUCAAUAAUUCUUCUGGUGGGUUAUUAAAUAGUAGUAGUGUUGGAGGUGGCAGCAGCAGCAGCUUUAUGGCGCCAACAAGCGGAGAUAGUAAUAGUAGCACAACAACAAUGCAAAAUAGUAUUGGUGUUAGUGGAAGUGCUACAGCUGGUGGUAUAGUUGGCAGUGGACUUGGUGGAAGUUCCUAUCAAAUUGGAACAGGAUGGGAGGAAUUCUGUGAACGACAUGCCCGAGCGGCAGCAACAGAUUUUGCCAAAUCCUGUAUUAAUUACAUUAACACUAAUCUAAUUGACGAUGCACGAAUUAUUUCACAUCGAAAUUUCAUGCAAAAGUUUUUGGAUUCAUUUGGAGAAUGCUUUGAAGUAGAGUUCACCCGGCGAAAGAAUCAUUUAAAGGCUGGUAAUGGAACUGCUGUCGUUCCAGAAGAAAGCGAUAUAUCUGAAGAACAAUCUUCGCCAAAAAUUUUUCCCAAAGCAUUCUUUCGUCGACUUUCAUUUAAGGGAUUACGUAAAGGAAAGAAUUUUCUCUUUUUACAGGCAUUGUUUCAUAGAAAUUCAGAUGAUCUGGAUGCCACAACAAGCAGUAGUAGCCGAUCGAAUAAAACUAAAUUAGCUAAAAUAGUUGUUGAAUGUCGUAAAGAAGGUAUUGUUAGUUUUUUAACACCAGAAAGCUUAGACCAACCUUCAGCGGGUGCGCAAAAAUGGGAAAAAUGUCGACUGGCAUUAGUCAAGGCCGUUGGUGGUUAUAUGUUGGAAUUUUAUUCUCCACCAAAGUCACAAAAGCCAAAGAGUGGUGUAUUCUGUUUCCUAAUAUCCGAAGCGCGUGAGACGACCGCACUUGAAAUGCCCGAUCAUGAGAAUACGUUUGUUCUCAAAGCAGACAAUAAUAUGGAGUAUGUUAUUGAAGCGCAUGAUACAGAUGAUAUGCGCAGUUGGUUAGCGACGAUUCGCUAUUGUAUGCGCAGUCCACCGACACAACAACCAACGCUUGAAAUGUCUUCAGACGCAGGAGCAGCUACACCAGGAUUACAAAAUGCAACUAAUACCAAUACAUCGAACAACAUUAAUAAUCCUACAGCGAAUCAGCAUCAACAUUCAACGACGUUUAGCAGCACCAAUAAUACAUCUUCGCAACCUAUUAACAUUAAUGUUCCAACGACAUCAGCCACAAGUGAUACUCUGAAUUCGGUUAGUGAAGGUGGUGCUAGCAGUCCAGUACCUGAAAUACCGCCCCGACGUCAAGGCGAACAACGUCUAUCGGCAUCGAGCAAUUUCGAAUUAACCGAAGGUGAUUUAGAAGGUUCCGAAUUGAAUGUUGCCGAUUUAACAGCGGAAAUGCGUCAAUAUCCUUGGUUCCAUGGUACUCUGCCACGAUCGGAAGCAGCACGAAUGGUUCUUCACUCUGAAGCAGCAGGUCAUGGUUUCUUUCUAGUGCGACAAAGUGAGACCAGGAAGGGUGAAUUUGUGCUCACGUUUAAUUUUCAAGGCAGAGCCAAACAUUUAAGAAUGACACUCACUGAGUCUGGUCAAUGUCGAGUGCAGCAUUUGUGGUUUCCAUCAAUACAAGAAAUGCUGGAACAUUUCCGACACAACCCAAUUCCCUUGGAAUCGGGCGGGACUUCAGAUGUAACUCUGACUGACUGGGUGUACAACAGAGGCGUGCCAUAUAGUGGAGACAGUUUUGUUUCAGAUGCAGGGUCAAGCAGUCAUCCACAGCAACAUCCAUCCCCCAGACAUGAUCAACAAGUUAUCACAAUGAAUGGAAGUGUUCGCCUAAAGACAUGUGAUAUUGAACUGCCAUUGGUACAUCAUUUGCCUAAUAAUUUUAAUAAUAACAAUAAUUAUAAUAAUCAUCAACACACAAAUAACAACAACACAAAUAACAAUAAUAGAAAUUCACCAAGUUUUCAUGUGAAUAUCCUGCAAGUGCAUGGUCAUCAGCAAAAUUCAUCACAUCUCCAACAACUCCAUCAUCAUCUUCAUCAACAGCAACAACAACAGCAGCAGCAGCAACAACAACAACAGCAACAAAACCAACAUCAUCAACACCAUGUUCCAACAACACCAUCAGCCCCACCAUCCCAACAACAGUCACAGACAUCAGGUGGGGCAAAUAAUGAAGUUGAAAUUGGUCGAGCAGUAGACAACCAAUAUAGUUUUGUAUAAGAAAAAAAUAACUCAACCAACACAAGGAACAUCAACAAGUAACAGGUACUAGAUUAAAACUUGAUUUAAAUAAGAUAAAGUGCCAUUUGAUAUAUAUUAUGUUUGUGUAAAGUAUAUAAGUAAAACUAAAAAAAAAAAAACAAAAUAAAAACAACAAAAUCCAUAAUUGCAUAUUCCUAUACUGCUAUAAACCCAAACAUAAAACUAGUGAACGAUUUAUAUGUAUGUCUAGGAUCUCAGAAAUAUCUGUAUCCCAAUUAAUUAUACUUUUAAAAAUGCUAAAUAAUUUACAGCCUUAUCUAUAAAGAAGCUUUAGAGCCAUCGUAAUUUAGUAGUACCUCUUAGUAGCUCUUGAGUGCAAAACCGGUAUCGGUACUUUUACCCCCGGGUUUAUCACUUAAAACUCCACUACAUACAUUAUGACAAACUUAAACAAAAAAUUGCUUUGCCAAAUUUACUUUUUACAGCUCCCAAGAUUUGUAUCAUCAGUCCAAACUAUUUUCUGCUUUUUCUUAUGUUGUGUUUUCCUUUUUGACACGAAACUAGCUAAAGGCUCAUAAUCUACGGAAUCAAAGUCACUGGUUUCAGAUACCAAAUAUUGUGAUUCUCUGGUAUUUCUUCUUCUCUUCCCAAACCAUUAUGGAGAAUUGAAUAAAAGCUUUUUGUUGGGAAAACAGUGAUCGCUGCUGCCAUUGUAAGGUCACCUAUUUGACAAAACCAUAACUGUUAUCUUUCCGGUACUGCAUAAGAAGCUAUGAUGAUCUUUAAGGCAUAUUUUCGUAAAAAGGCAACUUAAAUAUUUAAGUACACAUGAUUAAAUGGACCUUAGGAGUCAUAUAAACAAAACUAAUACAUUCGGCUGUAAAUGUUGUUUCAUGUCAAAA